GUGAUGAACGACCCAACACUAGUACAUACAUAGCUUAUUUUUAACAUUUUUCGACGUGAGAUGUGCAUUUUCUAUCAUAUCUGUGUUUAACCAUGUAAAAUUAAAUUAGAGAUUAGUGUAGUAACAUUAUCAGUUAGUGCAAAGGUAAAUGAAUUAUGCUGCACACAGAACUCUGAAGACGGCGAAUAGUAGAAAGCUGUAAUUGUAAAUUGUAAUAAUUAAGGGAAGCAAAACACAUAACCUACUUAAUAUAUAUACAUAUAUAUUGGGCAACUGAGACACGAGCCAAGAAAAGAGAACGCCGCCGUAAACAUUACUAACCGAUAACAUUGACGAUAAACCAAACCAAGCGGCUGCCAUUGAAGAAUGGCUGCCGAAAAGGAGAUGCAGGCACACGACAUGGUGCGCCGAAGGAGCUGGGCACGUGCUGUGGCACUCUACGAUCAAAUACUCGCAGCCACGUCCAGUUCCAGUUCCGCUGCCAGUGGAGCGACAGCAACAACAACAGUGCCGCCACAACAACUGCAGCUGCAGACGCAAAAUGGAACGUCGCGUGCCCAAAAGGAUCAACAGAUCGCCUGUCUGCUGGGCCGUUGCGAGUGUCUCCUCGAACUGGGCAGAUACGAAAGCUGUCUAUCGGACGCGUAUAAAGUGCUAACACUGCUGGCCGAGCAGACCGAAUGCUUGGCCAGCGUAUCGCGGGCACGUCGCUGGCUGGUGCACGCUCUUUUCAAGUUGCACAAGUAUCCCGAUGCGGAGCACUUUCUGAGCAAGUGGAUCAGUGAGCUCAGUGGCCAGCAGAUUUUCUCGGACAUAUCGAAGACCCUCGAGCGUUACAAGUCCAUCAUACAGAUGAUUAUGAAUGGUCACAACAAAUCGCAGCAGUCGCAAACGCAAAAGAUUCCGCAUGCGCGACUCGAGGAUGAAAUGGCCAUACUGGAUACUAAACUGGAUCAUUGGGCUACUAACAAUCUGCCGCUGGACAAGUAUAGCAAGCUGCUGAGCAACAAGGGGCUAAAGAAACGCGAGCAACAACAACAGCAGCAACAACAGCAGCAGCAGCAACAACAACAGCAGAAUGGCAGUGGCAGUUUUAGUAGCAGCAGCAGCAGUAGCACUGGAAGCAGCAGCACCAUGUCCACUUCCAGCAUCUGUGCCAAGAACACGGAACUGCUGUCGGCCAUUAAAUUGACGGGCGGCAAGCAUCCGCCAGCGUCAGAACUUGGCCCAGAUGCAACGGAUCAGGCGGCACACUCAACAACAACCACGUGCAGUUAUUGUGCCAUCAAUUUCCAAACACGCAAUGAGUUGAGGCAGCACUGCCAGACUGAAAGCCAUCAGAAAGUGAUAAUGAGCGAUGAGGGUCGCGAUUGGAAGUGGCGUCCGCCACCUCGGGGGUACACCCUGGACACGUAUAGCGUCUGCGAGACAUUUGUGGAAGCACACACCUGCCACUAUGGGGCGCAGUGUGUGGAGGCGCACGGCCUGGACGAGCUGAACGAGUGGAAGGAGCGCUUCGAAUACCGGCGAAUGCGUGUACAGAAAGCCUGCGAGAAGGAGCUGUAUGGCAAGUCGUAUACGGAACAGAUACUCGAGCAGUGGAUCCAGGCGACAGCUCCAGAGCGUGUCAUGUGUGAAAGAGUCGCCGAUGUGGAGGCUAAGUGCGAACAACAGUUGGUCACUAGCAUCAGCUCGAAGACUUCGACACGCGAGUGGCUCUUUCAGUUGCAAACAUUGCGAUCUCUGCGAGCUGUGGCGUUGCUCCAAGAUGCGCAUCGCAAUCAUUUCGCCAUCAAAUCGAUUAAGCUCGACAAUGCAACCACAUCGACGGCCGAGGAUGUGGAACUAAAGUCGGAUCAGGAAUGGGUGGCCACUGGUGUUGCUAACAUGCCAGAAACCAGCGAAGAAGAGCAAGAUGCCAACACGACAACAGCAAAGAAUCAGCUCACACACUUGAUUACUGUGGAAUUUCAUACGGAAAUUUAUGGUACGUUCCGGCAAUCAAUAUGCUUUGAUGUGGGUCAGGAGCCGCUGCUCGUGCGUCAUCUUUGUGUGGAUGUUUUGCCCGUCAGCGAUGCCGAGAAGAUUGAGGAAAUCAAGCGUGACAUAAUCAACAGCUCAGCCACGCGAUGGGAUGUCUCCAACACCCAAUUGACUCGAUUUGAGACCACAAUUGGCACGCAUCUGAAGACGGAGGCUUAUCUAAGUGAUCUGCAGCAUGAGCGUGAACUUCUGGAGCGCUAUCCAUGUCCACGGGCGGCGACUUUCACGCUCACCCAGUCCACCAUUGUGGAGAAACGACUGACGCAAAACAACUAUCGAUCGCGUAUCCAUGAGUUGCUGUACGUCGAGGAGAUUGCUCGCUACGAGCAAAUCGCACGAUACAAUGUACGUACACGUCUGACAGUGGCUUCGAAUUAUAUUUUAACGCCGGCUGGCAUGGCGACAAGCACAGCCAAGUAUUCGCUGGCUGGAGAACUAUUCGCAUUGAUGCGCUUGGGCAAAGACAUCUCGGAGGAUACGUCGCCGGGUCGUUUGAUUCUCUCAAACUGCAGCAGCGUUUACAUUUCGGCACCCGAGGAUGCCGCGAGUAAAGCGGAAAAAUCGGAUAAGGCUGGAGAGCGCGCUGUGUACGAGGCACUCAUUGAGGACAAGGGCAAGAAUGUCAUCUAUCUGAAGCUGUCGUCUAAGUGCGUGGAAGCCAUGGGCUUGCAAGCGGACACUGAACUGGAUGUGGACAUACAGUUCCAGCUGAAUCGCAUGCCCUACUGCGAGUGGCACAAUGCUGUCGACAAGAUUACCGAUUUUCGUUUGAUUUUCCCAGCCACCGAACUGGAGCCAUCCAUACCCUGGACACCCAAGAAGCAAUGGGCCGAUGCCUGUGAACCCAAGCUGAAUGCCAAGCAGCGUGAGGCAGUCAAUGCCAUUACCACAGCUCUUAAUAUAAAGUUGCCACCGAUUUUACUCAUUGGUCCAUUUGGCACAGGCAAAACUUACACAUUGGCGCAGGCCAUAAAGCAAUUGUUGGCACAGCCAGAGGCCAAGAUACUCAUCUGCACGCAUUCCAAUUCGGCGGCAGAUCUCUACAUUAAAGAGUACCUGCAUCCGUGGAUUGAGGAGGGUCUGGAGGAGGCAACGCCUUUGCGUGUCUACUACCACAAGCGUUGGUCCGCCACCGUCAACAGUGUGGUGCAAAAGUAUUGCAUCACCGAUGGCGUGGGCAACUUUCGCCGUCCCAGCAUUGAGGACAUUAUGCGGCAUCGCAUAAUUGUUGUCACCCUAAGCAUUAGCAUGGAGUUGGCUACGCUUGGGCUACCCAAGGGUCUCUUUACACACAUCUUCUUGGACGAGGCAGCGCAGGCGAUGGAAUGCGAGGCAAUAAUGCCGCUUGCACUGGCCAAUGACUCGACGCGCAUUGUGCUGGCUGGUGAUCACAUGCAGAUGAGUCCCGAGCUAUUCUCCGCCUUUGCCAAGGAGCGCAAGUUGCACAUCUCGUUGCUGGAACGACUCUACGAUCACUAUCCAUCAAACUUCCCAUGCAAGAUCCUGCUGUGCGAGAAUUAUCGCGCCCAUGAGGCCAUCAUACGCUUUACCUCGGAGCUGUUCUACGAGCAGAAGUUGGUGGCAUCAGGCAAGCAGCCGCGUCACGAACGCUUCUAUCCGCUGACGUUCUUUACGACACGUGGCGAAGAUGUGCAGGACAAGAAUUCAACGGCAUUCUACAACAAUGCCGAGGUCUAUGAGGUCGUCGAACGGGUGUCGGAGCUGCGCAAACGUUGGCCCAGCGCCUGGGGCAAAUUGAAUGACACGAGCAUUGGAAUAAUGACACCAUAUGCGGAUCAGGUGUUUCGCAUACGUUCCGAGCUGCGCAAGCGACGCAUGGGCGGCAUCUCCGUGGAGCGAGUGCUCAACGUGCAGGGCAAACAAUUUCGCGCUGUAUUUUUGUCCACCGUGCGCACACGUCGCACCUGCUUGCCACAGAGCGGCGGCGGCGGUCAGGGAGCUGGAGGAACAGGAGCUAUGGCCAGCGCGGCCAGCAUUGGAGAUGCCGAUACCGACUAUGGUUUCUUAAGCAACUCUAAGCUGCUAAACACAGCGAUUACGCGUGCCCAAUCGUUGGUUGCUGUCGUCGGUGAUCCGGUUGCUCUCUGCUCCAUUGGCCGUUGUCGCAAGGUCUGGGAGCGUUUCAUUGAGAUCUGCGAUGAGCACAAGUCGUUGUUUGGACUAACCUGGUCGAAUUUGCGCUCCCAACUCGAUGGCGUUGAGAUGAAGCGUGGUUAUGUGCUCAAUCCGCUGGCGCCCGAGUUUGUGCCACGCGCCCUGCAACCCGAGGCAUACUUGCGAGAGCAGGCCGCCUUGUAUCUCAAUGCACCGACGCAUGCGCCACCCGGCAGCCAAUCGAAUCAUUACGCCGCAUCCGCGAACAUUGGUCCCGGCCCGGCGGCAGCGCAUCAAAUGAAUCAAAUGGCCGCCGCAAUGGCAGCCAACCAGCAAUUCUCGCACAUGUACUCCACCCACAUGGCAAUGAUGGCAGCCGUUGCCGCCGGCGGUGGCAAGACCUCGAAUGGCCCCUCACCAGGUCCAGGACCGGGCGGACCUGGUCCGCAUCUUCGCGGCCACAUGGGCAUGCGCGGUCCGCCGCCAAAUGGACCGCCACCUGGGCCACCACAUCUGCGGCAGGCUCAGCCGGGCGGUGGUGGUCCGCCACCACCACCUUAUGGCCAGUACGCUGCCAUGCAGCACUGGCGUCCACCUGUGACGCCGCAACAGGCACAGCAACAGCAGCAGAAUCCUAAUGCCAGCUUGUGGGGCCCGCCGCCGCAGACAAAUCCCUGGAGCGUCCUACCGCCAAACAAACAGCCACCGCCACAGCAGUCGGGUGCCCCCGGCCGUGGUCCAGGACCCUUACCACCACCAACUCUUCGAGGUGGCAGUGUGCCGCCAGCAGCAGCAAACGCAACAGCUGCUGCACAAUUGCUACGGAAUCCCAGCGAAUUGGGUUACCUAGCGAAGAAGACGCUGUACAGCCAUGGCCAGGCGCCACCUCCUCAACAGCCCCCGCCUCCACAACAUCAUCUUUAUGGCCAGCCACCGAUGCCUAUUCAACGUGGCGGCAGCGUGCCCAACGGUCCGAUGAGCCCCAUGGAAAAUGGACCUCCACCACCUUAUCUGCGGCAUAAUGGGGCUGGAUCUGGUUACAAUAACUAUGAGAAGGCAGCAGCAGCACCACAACAGCCGCCGCCUGCACCCUACAUGUAUUCGGCAGGCAAGCAGCCGUCUCCGAAUGCUGUACGUUUCCCAGCAGCCCAUGAGCUGCUGCCGCCAAACGUGAGCAUCUAUGAGAUGGCGUUCAAUUCGAAGGAAGAGCAAUACAAGUGGUAUCUCAAGCUGCUCGAGUCGGUGGGCCAAGAUGCGGCCAACAAGUUUGGUGAUAUGCUGCGACAAGUGAUGGCAACACUGCAGCAGCAGGGACAUCAGCAGCAACAGCAGCAUCCACAGGGACCGAAGCCACAACCACCGACGGCACCAGGGCCGCAAAUGUUGUCGAAUCCACAUGCUGUCAUGGGACCGCAGCCACAGCGGCCACAAUAUCCAAUGAUGUACUCGACACCGGCACAGGCGCAGAACCAGCAGCCAGUGGAAUCGUCCCCGCCGUUGGAUAACUUUAAUCAGCAAAUUGAUCUUGUCUUUAAUUCGAUUAUGAAUGGCGCCAAUGAUGUUGCGCAGCCUAUUCUGCGGGAUGUGCUCGGCAUGGUGGGCAUAACGGCGGCAACAGCGGGCUCGGGUGGUAUUCCCCUCGUCAAUGGCAUGUUAAAUGGUAGCGAGUUGCAACAUCAACAACAGCAACACCAGCAACAACAACAACAGCAGCAACAACAACAACAGCAGCAGCAACAGCAAAGUCGCCUCUUUGCCAUGAUGCAGGGCCAACAACAGGCACAACAAUCAGCCUUGCCAUUGGCCAAACAUGCGCCGCCAAGUCAGGGGCCACCGCAGCCACAGAAUCUGUAUGCCAACCACAUGGCCGGACCGACGCCAGGUGUUGUUCAUCCGUCUGCCAACAGCAACAGCGCUGGUGUUCCCAAUUUCAUGGGCAAUGCCAACAACGCAUUGCUAAACGACAAGUACAGCAACUUUAAUAACCCCAACAAUGGCGGUCAACACAACAGCAACGGUCUGCACAACAAUGCCAGCUCGGUGCCGCUCUAUCGACGCCAGGCAAUGGCCGGCAAUGGUAAUAACAGCUACAACAAUAUGCCGGGACUGUUUGCCGGCUUGGAUACUGGCACCAAUUUGAUUGAGGCCUUGUUUCAAGCCAACAAUGUGGUCGGCGAUCAUUCGAACAAGUCAGACCAUGCUCACGGCUUGUUGUACAAUAACUACAAUCAGUUGAAGGGUGGCCAUGAAUUGGACUUGUUUGCUGUGCCGCCACAGACGGUACAGUCCGCCACAGAUGCGGCCAAUCAUCAGCAGUCUUCGGCAACCACAUAUGCGGCAGUGCUAAGUCAGGGACCGCAAGCAGCAGCAGCACAUCAACAACAACAGCAGCAGCAAUCUACAAUGAAUCCGACACGGUCGCUACAUGCAUCAAAAUCAUCUCAACCAACCAAUGAUAUGUUAGAAAAGGAUCCAUUUGCAGCCAUACGUGAAUUGGGACAAGCAACCACGGGCUUCUACAACUAUUUUCAGUGAGCACGUUCUACGUGGCACCGCAGCGUUAUAUGCGUGGGCGGAACAAACCCCGCCUGCUGCAUGUGACAUCACGGUUUAAACAAAGCAAACAAACAAACAAGAAAAAAAUAUAAAAAACAAAAGACUAGGGUCUUCAUAAAAAAAGGAAAAGAAAAAAAAAACAAAAACAAAAAAGAAAGAACUAAAAACUACGAAAAAGGAAAAAACAAAAAAAAAUGGCAAAAUUAGAAAAACCCAAAAACAGGAAAUAUGAAUUGCUUGUUAACUUUAGCUCUCCCCCUUUGCUUUUUUUAAUUGCAAUUAAUUUAAAUAUGUAGUCUUAAUUAUUACAAUUAUUAUAUAUAUUAUCUACGCAUACGUUUAGUAAUUACAAACAAAAUCGCUGCAGCAGGCCGUUCCGCCCCCAACGCACGCCCCAGGCGCUGUCUGUCAUGCCGCAUGUAGCAGGGUCGCUCUGAGCAUCCAGCCCCCAUUAUUCAUUAGGCCCUUGAAACUAAAAAUAACUUAUAACAAGAAGAACAACAAAAAAAUUAAAAAAGCAAAAACAAAAAAAAAUCGAAAAAAAAAUUCAA
Molecule: messenger RNA, 7265 nt
Organism: Drosophila sulfurigaster albostrigata
Lineage: Eukaryota; Metazoa; Arthropoda; Insecta; Diptera; Drosophilidae
Gene: Helz
Product: probable helicase with zinc finger domain
Exons: 6
Coding region: 367-6693 (2108 amino acids)
Biological process (GO): regulatory ncRNA-mediated post-transcriptional gene silencing
Cellular component (GO): P granule; cytosol
Molecular function (GO): protein binding; metal ion binding; helicase activity
Source: RefSeq, a predicted model, not a curated record